AUGGAUAAACAUUUACAAGGUAAGUCUCUCUGUCAUUAGCUUUAGUUAAAUCCUGUGAAUGUGUGUGUGUGUGUGUGGGGGGGGGGGGGGGGGGGGGGGAUUCCAGUAGAUCACCAAUAAGGAAGUGAGUAAUAACAUUUCUGAGUUUAUCUCAUAUUGUUUCAGGAGGGAAAGCAUUUGGAUUCCUCAAGUCGCAGCAGGAUGAGAAACUGAACUCCAUCAAUGAGGUCUGUUGUUCAUCUGUCUAUAAAUGUUAUUUGGGCAGUAUUAUCUAGCUAUAGUAUUAUUAGCAACUAUCAGAUCUCAAGGUCUGUCUUGUGAUAUUCUAUUCUGAAGGUUUUUCUCACAGAUCCUAAAUAUGCAGAGGAGGAGGACCUCAGCUCAAAACUGGAAAUGUUUAAAAGUGAGAUUUUCAAGUGUUUUAAUUUCACAUUGAUCAGACAGUUAUCAGUUACCUUGAUGAAUGAAUCAACAAUGAAAUAAUAUGUUUAAUGUGUUCUGUAUUGUUUUACAGACAAAUACAUGGAAUUUGAUCUCAAUGACCAAGGAGACAUCGGUAAAACAAUCCUGAUGAAUAACAAGAUUAGGCUAAUCAAGAGGACAACAUUGAGCCAUCCAUGUGAACUAUCUUUGUCAUCUUUGUCUCUUUCUCUAUCUAUCUCUGUGUCACAGACAUGAUGGGGCUGAAGCGCAUGUUAGAGAAGCUGGGGGUGGCCAAGACUCACCUGGAGCUGAAAAAGAUGAUGUCAGAUGUGGUUGGCGGCGCUGCACGAGACACGUUCUGUUACACAGACUUUCUCAAUAUGAUGCUAGGAAAGAGGAAUUCCAUACUCCGACUGUAAGUUAGAAGAAAUAUGAAACUACAUUAAUGACGGCAUUACAUUAGACCCGAAAUGAAACUUCUGAAUACGAUUCUGAACUUUUGUAAUCCACUGUAUUUCCUUUAAGGCUAUGUCUCGUUGCUACAUGACAUGUGUAAUAAUAUGUGUUUGUUUAUUUUUCUCUGCCGAAGGAUCUUGAUGUUUGAGGAGAAGGGGAAAGACCAGGAGGCCAAAGAGAGUGGACCACCGCAACGCAAGACUUUUUCAGAACUGCCCUGA
Coregonus sp. 'balchen' is the source of this 1100-nucleotide messenger RNA. The record is from the annotation of a GenBank genome assembly. NCBI's taxonomy places the organism in Eukaryota, Metazoa, Chordata, Actinopteri, Salmoniformes, Salmonidae.